This is a messenger RNA of Penicillium bovifimosum, 3006 nucleotides long. RefSeq names its product alanine--tRNA ligase. The transcript has 6 exons. Gene Ontology annotation, biological process: tRNA modification; alanyl-tRNA aminoacylation. Bases 1 to 3006 code for a protein of 1001 amino acids. Gene Ontology annotation, molecular function: alanine-tRNA ligase activity; ATP binding; aminoacyl-tRNA deacylase activity. Gene Ontology annotation, cellular component: mitochondrion; cytoplasm. The record is from RefSeq and is a predicted model, not a curated record. Lineage: Eukaryota; Fungi; Ascomycota; Eurotiomycetes; Eurotiales; Aspergillaceae.
AUGCGGGUUUUUGGGGUGGUAAGGAACGGGGAACUGGCUUUGACUCAUAUCUUUCGCAGAAAUCAACCCAGAACCUUCUCUCAUCGCUUUGUUCACUCCCUGUCACCCAACCCUCCCACAUUCGACAGGAUGCCUUCUACAGGUUCGGAAUGGACCGCUCAACGUGUCCGAGAAACCUUCCUGGAUUAUUUUAAACAAAAUGGCCAUACUUUUGUGCCUUCUUCUCCCGUUGCACCUCUGUCGGACCCAACUCUGCUAUUUACCAAUGCGGGAAUGAACCAGUUCAAGUCCAUCUUCCUGGGCACCGUUGACUCAUCCUCGGACUUUGGAAAGCUGAAGCGUGCAACGAACUCACAGAAGUGUCUCCGUGCCGGUGGGAAGCACAAUGAUCUGGAUGAUGUUGGCAAGGAUAGCUAUCACCAUACCUUCUUUGAAAUGCUCGGCAACUGGAGUUUCGGCGACUACUUCAAAAAAGAAGCUAUUACAUAUUCAUGGACCCUGUUGACAGAUGUCUAUGGUCUAGACCCCGAUCGCCUCUACGUUACUUAUUUCGAGGGCAACGUAGCCGGUGGAUUGGAACCGGAUCUGGAAGCCAAAGAACUAUGGAAAUCUGUGGGCGUUCCCGAAUCUCACAUUCUGCCUGGAAACAUGAAAGACAACUUCUGGGAAAUGGGUGAUCAAGGUCCAUGUGGACCUUGCAGUGAAAUCCACUACGAUCGGAUCGGCGGGCGCAACGCUGCUCAUCUUGUGAACGAAGAUGACCCCAAUGUCCUGGAAAUCUGGAACAACGUCUUCAUCCAAUACAACCGCGAGCCGGAUAGCUCCCUUCGGGCCCUCCCCAACAAGCACGUGGACACCGGAUUGGGCUUCGAACGACUGGUAUCGAUUCUCCAGGACAAAUCUUCGAACUACGACACCGAUGUCUUUACUCCUAUCUUCCAAGCCAUUCAGGAUGCCACUGGAGCCCGAGAGUAUCGGGGCCACUUUGGUGCCGACGAUGCCGAUGGAAUUGACACAGCUUACCGUGUCGUUGCAGACCACGUGCGGACUUUGAUGUUUGCUAUUUCGGAUGGUGUCGUUCCUAACAACGAAGGCCGUGGCUAUGUCAUUCGCCGUGUUCUGCGCCGUGGUGCUCGAUAUGCUCGAAAGUACUUCCAAGUCGACAUUGGAAACUUUUUCGCAAAGCUAGUGCCAACUGUUGUGGGUCAAUUGGGAGAGAUGUUCCCUGAAUUGAAACGAAAGCAGCAAGAUGUCAUCGAAAUUCUGGAUGAAGAAGAGCUGUCAUUUGCUAAGACCUUGGACAGAGGUGAGCGGCAAUUUGAGCAAUACGCCCAACAGGCCAAGGUUAAGGGUGUUGACACGCUCCAUGGUGCCGACGUUUGGAGACUGUACGAUACUUUCGGCUUCCCUGUUGAUUUGACCCGAAUCAUGGCUGAGGAACGUGGCCUUCGUAUCGACGAUGUCGAGUUCGAAGAAGCUCGCUUGAAGGCAAAGGAAGCUAGCAAGGGUCAGAAAAAGGCUGCUGAAGUCACCGUUAAGCUCGAUGUUCAUGAUCUGGGAAAGCUGGAGAAGAUGAACGACGUACCAAAGACGGACGAUUCCGCCAAAUUUGGCCGAGGCAACAUCACUUCUCGCGUCAAGGCCAUCUACCAUGGGAAGGUUUUCCAUAAAUCCACCGACGACGUUCCCGAGGGGGCACAGCUUGGCGUCAUUCUUGACUGCACAAACUUCUACGCCGAACAGGGUGGUCAGGAAAACGAUACAGGCAAAAUCAUCAUUGACGGACAAGCAGAGCUUGAAGUCGGCGAUGUCCAGUCCUACGCGGGGUAUGUCCUUCACACCGGCUUCAUGAAAUACGGUUCAUUUUCCGUCGGCGAUUCCGUCAUUUGCGAGUAUGAUGAGCUCCGACGCUGGCCCAUUCGGAAUAAUCAUACCGGAACCCAUAUCCUGAACUUCGCAUUGAAGGAAAUCCUUGGCGACGGGGUCGAUCAGAAGGGUUCUCUCGUGGCGGCCGAAAAGCUACGAUUCGACUUCUCUCAUAAGAGCGCCAUUUCCGACGCCGAACUUGAGAAGAUUGAAGCAAAGGCGACUGAUUAUAUCCGACAGAACUGUACUGUUUAUUCUCAGGAGGUUCCGCUCGCCACCGCUCAACAAAUAUCUGGCGUCAGAGCGGUAUUCGGCGAGACUUACCCCGAUCCUGUUCGGGUCGUCUCCGUCGGUGUUGAGUUGGAGGAGAUCUUGCAGAAUGUCAAGGAUCCCCGGUGGCAAGAAGUGAGCAUUGAGUUCUGUGGUGGAACCCAUGUCCAAAAGACAGGCGAUAUCAAGGAUUUGAUCAUUCUAGAAGAGAGUGGCAUUGCCAAGGGCAUUCGCCGCAUCAUUGCCGUCACCGGAGAGGAUGCACACGAAGUGCAGAGAGUUGCCCGGGAAUUCGGACAGCGUCUUGAUCGUCUGAAUGCACUGCCACUUGGCGCUGAGAAGGAACGAGAGGCCAAGCAAGUCCAGGUGGACCUCAACCAGCUUUCGAUCUCUGCCGUCCAGAAGGCCAAAUUCCGUGAACUGUUUGCCAAGAUCAACAAGCAGGUCAUCGAUGGCCAAAAAGCGCAACAAAAGCUAGAAUCUAAGAAAGCUGUCGAUUCUAUCACCUCUUAUUUCGAGGCUCCCGAAAACCAGGACAAGUCGUGGCUCGUGGUCCAGCUUCCGAUAUCUGCCAAUGCGAAGGCUGUCAGCGAAUCCCUUAACCAUGUCAAGUCAAAGAUGCAGGACAAGAGUGUCUAUCUUUUGGCCGCCGACUCUGAGCAAGGUCGUGUUUCGCACGGUUGUUAUAUCUCUCAGUCACUGAGUGACCAAGGUGCUUCGGCAAGCGAUUGGGCGGCCGUCGUCUCUGGUGCCGUGGGCGGAAAGGCUGGAGGGAAGGGGCCUACUUCCAUUGGCAAUGGCACCAAUGCUGACAAGGUUGAGGAGGCUAUCUCGCUGGCUGCAGACUAUCUGAACAAGUUCAAGCUCUAG